AUGGAAAAAUUAUUACAUUGGACAAUUGCACAACAAUCAGGGGAUAAAGCAGCUCUUGAAAAGAUUGGAGAACCCGACCAAAAGGCACUUAAUCAAUUAUUUGGUGGUCCCGAUGAAGCCACAUUAAUGAAGGAAAGUAUAAAAGUUGUUGAAUCAACCGAUGUUUCAUUAGAAGAUAAAGAGAUUGCCUUGGAAAAUUUCGAAAUGUUGAUUGAAAAUUUAGAUAAUGCAAAUAAUAUUGGUAAUUUGAAAUUAUGGAAUCCAUUGAUUGACAUUUUAGCUAAAGAAGAUACCCCUGUUGAAUUGAAAGUACUUAUUUGUGGAAUAAUUGGAACCGCUGUACAAAACAACCCCAAAUCUCAAGAAGAUUUCAAUGAAACUGAAGGAUUGAGUGAAUUGAUAGAAUUAGCACAAGAUGACAAAAAAUUUGAAUUACAACUGAAGGCAUUGUUUGCUAUUUCUUCAUUUAUCAGAAAUUUUCAACCUGGAUAUGCAAAGUUUGAGAAAUUGCAAGGUUUGAAACUCAUUAAUUUUGAUAACAAGAACAACAAGUAUCAAUUGAGAAUUUUAUCAUUAAUAUCAUCCAUUUUGAGUAAUGGGUUAGACGAUAGCUUGAAAGCACAAUUCAAAGAAGCAAAAUUACCUCACUAUUUAGCCUCGGUAUUGAAUGAGGAUUCAAACACUAGUUUGGUGGACAAAUCUUUAAACAUUGUUUCUCAAUUGAAUCAAUUAAACUAUGAGUUUAGCUUAGAAGAAAAAUAUGAAAUAAAUAGAGGAAUCCAAGUGGUUGAAGGGUUGAGUGAGAAACUUAAUAUUGAUGAUCUCAAUAAUGCCAAACAGGCCACAUCCUCUUAG
Molecule: messenger RNA, 855 nt
Organism: Candida albicans SC5314
Lineage: Eukaryota; Fungi; Ascomycota; Pichiomycetes; Serinales; Debaryomycetaceae
Exons: 1
Coding region: 1-855 (284 amino acids)
Source: RefSeq, a predicted model, not a curated record